Messenger RNA from Aspergillus mulundensis, 1650 nucleotides. RefSeq names its product MFS transporter. Gene Ontology annotation, molecular function: transmembrane transporter activity. Lineage: Eukaryota; Fungi; Ascomycota; Eurotiomycetes; Eurotiales; Aspergillaceae. The coding region runs from base 1 to 1650 and encodes 549 amino acids. Gene Ontology annotation, biological process: transmembrane transport. The record is from RefSeq and is a predicted model, not a curated record. The transcript is spliced from 2 exons.
AUGAGCGAUACAAACAACCUCCGCCCAAGUGACGGUAAUGGGCAUGACGUGCCCUCGUCUAGCACAACACUACGUUCAGAAUCUCGUUCCAGUCUAGGAUAUGGCGAGAAGGCUUCGCAGCCUUCGCCAGAUACAGCGGAAGAAGAUCGCGAUCUCGAAAGUGGCAACUAUGACGCACAGCAACCAUCAGCCGACGAAAAGCCGAUUGAAGAAAAGUCCAAGGAUUCCAAAGAGGAAAAGCCCAAGGACCCAAAUCUUGUCGAAUGGAAUGGUCCCGAUGACCCCGAGAACCCGCAGAAUAUGCCGCAUUGGAGGAAGUGGAUCAUAACAAUGACGAUGUCGUCCAUGACCAUGUGGCUCACUUUCGCGAGUAGUGUGUUUUCGACGGCGACGAUGGUGACGGCACAGCAGUUUGGCGUGUCUACAGAGGUUAUGGUUCUUGCUACCAGUUUGGUGGUGUUUGGUUUUGCUGCUGGUCCUCUGGUCUGGUCACCCAUGUCGGAACUGUAUGGGCGCAAAUAUCCCCUCUUCCUUGGAUAUUCCUUGUUCGCUAUCUUCCAGAUUCCGGUUGCCGUGGCCAAGAACGUCGAAACUAUCCUUGUGUGUCGGUUCUUGAUGGGUUUCCUGGGUUGCUCACCCUUGGCUGUUGUUGGAGGCGCAAUGGCGGACUUCUGGGAUCCUGUUGAUCGCGCCAUAGCGAUUGCGCUGUUCUCAGCAGCUACUUUCGUUGGACCCGUGCUAGGUCCGAUUGUUGGCGGGUUUCUCACUGAUUCAUAUCUCGGCUGGCGGUGGACUGCCUGGAUCACGCUGAUUGCAUCCGGGUCGUUUGGCACCAUUGCCUGGUUCGUGGUCCCAGAGACCUACCAUCCGGUACUUCUCAAAAGACGCGCUGCCAAACUUCGCAAGGAGACUGGCAACCAAGAUCUUUAUGCGUUCCUCGACCACCACAAGCCGAGCUUUGGAGACAUCGUCCGCAAAUACCUGUUCCGUCCUGUUCAGAUGCUCAUUCUCGAGCCCAUUCUCAUCCUAAUCACUCUCUACCUUGCGCUGGUGUACGGAAUCCUGUACCUCUUCUUCGAAGCCUACCCGGUCUCGUUUCAGGAGGAGCGCGGUUGGACCAACGAGGGUAUCGCUGGUCUUCCAUUUAUAGGAAUCAUGAUCGGAGUGUUCUGCGGCGUGGCCCUCAUCAUCUGGCAAACCAAGACCCGCUUUGCUCAUAAACUUGCCAAGCAUGGCAGAGUCAUCCCUGAGGAACGUCUGGUGCCUAUGAUGGUCGCCUCCGUCCUCCUUCCGGGUGGUCUUUUCUGGUUUGGCUGGACGUCUAGCCCUAACGUGCACUGGUUGGCUCAGGUUGCCGCUGGUGUCCCUAUUGGCGCCGGCAUCCUCGUGAUUUUCAUGCAGGGCCUCAACUACAUCAUCGAUGUGUACAUGAUGUUUGCGAACUCUGCCAUCGCGGCGAACACUCUUAUUCGAAGCUCACUUGGAGGAGCUUUCCCACUCUUCGCCACGCAGAUGUACCACAAGCUGGGCGUGCCCUGGGCGUCCAGUCUGCUUGGGUUCAUCACCCUUGCGAUGAUUCCCAUCCCCAUUAUCUUCUUCAUCUAUGGCAAGAAGAUUCGGGCGCUGAGCAAGUUCUCGCCCAACUUCUGA